Nothobranchius furzeri (turquoise killifish) is the source of this 3429-nucleotide messenger RNA. RefSeq names its product thrombopoietin (gene thpo). Gene Ontology annotation, cellular component: extracellular region. The record is from RefSeq and is a predicted model, not a curated record. Gene Ontology annotation, biological process: cell population proliferation. Lineage: Eukaryota; Metazoa; Chordata; Actinopteri; Cyprinodontiformes; Nothobranchiidae. Gene Ontology annotation, molecular function: hormone activity; cytokine activity.
CACACACACACACACACACACACACACACACUAGUAUUUUAACAGCUGAUUCCAUUGACCAACAAGGUAAACAUACUCCAGCUUUAUGACAGCUGUGUCACGUUGAGAGGAUGGUUUGGACCCAAAAUGCAGUAACCCAGGAUGACACGAGGCAGAAGUGGAUAUGAAGUAAAAAUCCUUUAUUUAGGAGGCUGGGCAUAAAUCCAAAAGCAAAUGCUGACAAAAAGGCAAAACAGAAGCUCUUUCAUGAGCAAGCUCAGGAGAACACUUGAGACGGACAAAAACAACACUGACAAUGAACCAACAAACACAGAGUGACAAGACAGGGCUUAAAUAGACUGGGAAGAUGAGAGGGAGAUGAACUGCAGGUGUGUGGGGAGAGGGACCAGGUGAACACAAUUACUAACUCAAGGAGGAGGAAGAAAACACUGGUGGGGAAAACACACUAAAUGAUGAAAGGCUGUAACAAAGGAAAAAUGAGAAAAAACAAAAGACCAGAAGGCAUGAACCAUGACUAAUAUUCUAAGGGGAAACUGACACUAAAGGAAAACACUACAGAAAGAAACUACAGGGGCGUGGCUAAGAGGGGGCCAAGAGAGCACAGGACCUGGGAGAGGGAUGUCUGAGGGGGGAAACCUAGAGGGCAAACGGGGAACACCAGGAGACACAUGAGGAGAUGCAGACAAGACACAUGAGGGCGCUAGAAAACACAAAAGGAGAACCUGGUGUGGGAACUGGAGGGGCUGGGGAACAAAAGGACACAGAACAUGACAAGCUGUGUAAAUGGGUGCCUUCACAAUCACAAAUUAUUAACCCAACAAGUUCUGAUCAAGAAUCAGAAAAGAACAAAAAAACUGUUUGAACAACUAAACUCCAUUUUUCAAUCUGUAACAUUCUGCCAAGCUGAGCAGCAGUGAAGUUGGACAGCAUUGUCCUCUUAGACCAGAUAACACUCGCACUUCCCACUACCGAGUGAGAAGGUGGGAAAUCAAGCAGUGUGAAGGCAAAAAGGGACACGCAGUUCCUUUUUUUAUGAAGCACUCCAGCAGAGAGUAUUUUCCACCUGACACAUCCCUUAAUGGAACUUAUGUGGAGUCAGGAGGAGCAGCCGGACGGGGCAUGGCUUUGGGCAGACUUCUGCUGCUCUGUGCGGUGGCCUGUGAGGUGUGGGACACCGAGACAAAACCAGAAGAUUUUGUGUGCAGCAGAGCUGCCAGAAAGGCUUUAAAUAUAGGACCAGAACUGGAAAUUGCACUGAGUGAGUGUGUCAGCUCCACGAUUCUCUCCACAUCAUUCCAGUUACCCUGCACCCAGCUUCACGUUGCAACUUGGGAAACUAAAUCAGAUAAAGAAAAGCAAGGAGACGUCGUUGCAUCACUGAGGCUCCUCAUUGAAGGUGUAAGGACGCUGAGAACAACAGCACAAGCAGGAUGCGAGACUGUGCUUCUGCAGAGGCUGGAGAACAACAUUCAGAACCACCUCCUCAUACUCACACACCUCCAGCUGAGCGGACCAGUUCCGCCUCCGUCGCUCUCUUGUGUUCCUCCAAGCACUCGUAGUCUGAGGACAGUCCUACGAAGCUACACUCUUCUGAUUUCAGGCAAGCUGGAGCGCUUCAUUGUUAAUCUGGGAGACAGAUGCACGUCUUAGGACCACAAGGAGGAUCCCUCUUAUCCCACUGGGAUUGAACUUAUUAUGACUGGAGCGCUGAGUCAAUAAAAGAGGAGGCCUGUGGAUGUUAAACAGCAGGAAGGCUCAAGAUUUUCUUUCCUCGCUGGUAAAUAUGCAUUUACAAAAAAAAAAAGGUUUUGCAAACAGUGAAACUGUCAAAGAAAAAUGGAAAAUGUUCAGGAUGUUGAAUGAAAGUAAAAGUCAGGAUUCUUUGAAUGUCAGAGUUAAAGGGUGAGGCUUUUUUUGGUAACAGAUAUUAAGUUUCUCACAGCAGUUGCAUCAGAGAAUUUGACAGCUGGUUUAGGGUCAAAGGCCAGACAUUCAACUUCAAUAUUUUUUCUGCUUGAUAGCAGAAAUUAUAGUCACCAGAACCUGAAGCACCAGAGCAGCUCCAAACCAUCCCACUACCGCCUCUAUGUUUAAUUGUUGAUCUCUUUCUGAAAUGCAGUCACCCCUUCUUUCCACUGGCUAUGAAAGUGGUGUGUGAUAGCAAUGUUAUACCUGCAAACUUCCUUCCAACCGGGAGCAGUUCUGAUGCAAAAUGGGAGAAAAAGCGUUCCAACCUGUGAGGUGACAAAAUCUCGGAAGAAUUACAACACCGCGUGAUUUCAGAAGUCCACCUGCAUCGAUCCAAAAAGGUCUGUGGUUUAUUUUCAGUCCUGUUUACAUCGGCUACGGGGUUUUACAGGAAAUUACACACUUUUAUUUUGAAAGUUUCCAGGUGUUUUACACUGCUUUCAUGUUUGACUUCCUGUCUGGCUCGAUCUGAACUGCGGAGUUGGACGUGUUUUCAAGGACAAGGUCAGCUUAGCGCCUUACUGUUGGUCAUGCAACUCAAAAUGCUAAAGAAAACAAAGCCAUGAAUUAAACAUGCCCAAGUAAAACAUGUUAAGGAUUAUGGCAUCAAAAACAACAAAUAUAAACAACACCACGAGUUCAAAGAUGAGAACAAACAAUAACUACGAGAUCGGACAACAAGACCACAGUAACUAGAUAAAAACGAAUAGAUGCACAAAUCAACCAUUAUUAAAAUAAAUACGUUUUAUGUUUUGCUCCAUGCUUUGAGAAGAUCUCAGGGCAGGCGGUUCCAGAGCCUAGAGCCAGCCACUGAAAAGCUCCAGGUUUUGGAAGCAUAGCGCCUAAAAAAUUGACUCAAAAUGUAAUGAUAGCUUCUCUUCGUGUCCACGUCACACUUGGCUACCGGUGGAAGGGAGCCCGUGCCCUAAAACGGUGGCUAAAUGACAUGUAGUACAGUUUGCGGUCAUUUUGCAGCUGCUUCACAUCCAGUGGAAAGAAGUGGUCAGUUGUACAGCAGAUGUGACAGGACUGACUUCAAACGUGACCUGCAGUGCUUUAGAUGUUGUUUAGGAGUUUUGUUCCUAUAGUGGAUGUUGUGUUGCUUCUUGAGGUCUUUUAGCCUACUUCACGUUGUCAGUGAUGCAGGUCUGGCACUAAUAAGACCUUAGUGUGGUGAUAGCAAAACUGAGAUCAACUGCAGUUAAUCCAUAAUUGAAUAGGGUUGGGUAAGGGGGCAUUACUUAUUCACACGGCCCUUGAACAAUGAAAUAAUUAAGUUGACACAGGCAUUUAAAUUUACCAAGGUUUUCUUUGUCUGAUGGGGAUUUUUGUUUUCUGGUGUGAAACAUUCAAGAGUUACAGAAAGAAGAAAAUGGAGAAAAAAAUCCAAAUACAAACUUAUUGUUCCGACUUUGAAUAUUGUAAAUGUACAAAAAUGUUGUCAAUAAAGAAAAGCAGCUA